AUGAAUAGUAAUCCAGAAGUAGUGAGACUUUGUAAUAAUAAUCAAAGACAUAUGGCUCAUACGCAUUGUGCAACUAGAUGGUAUGAUAGAGAUGGUGUUGAUACACAAAGACAAAAUCGUAGAUUGAAUAUUGAGAGACAUGGAAAAGAACAUAUGGAAUUAGUAGCACAGAGAAGACAAGAAAGAAUAGCAGCGAAACAGAGAGAUUUACAUAAUAUUCCACAAUUAGAUAGGGAUAGAGAAGUAAUUGAUAAUCAGUUAGAUGCGCAACAGAUAAAUUUAGAUGAUAAUCAAAAUGUGUGA
Molecule: messenger RNA, 303 nt
Organism: Dentiscutata erythropus
Lineage: Eukaryota; Fungi; Glomeromycota; Glomeromycetes; Diversisporales; Gigasporaceae
Source: the annotation of a GenBank genome assembly